UGCAGGUGUAUUCUAAUGAAUUCCAGAUGAAAGUAAAGCAACAGCAUUAAAGUAUAUGCAGUUUGACACGGAAGCGUCAAUUACUAAAGCUUGUCAAAGUAGCUCUGUCUCUGUGGACUGUGAUCGAAAUGAUAUUGCAACUGAGUUUUGACGUUUGUCUCAUGUCGGGCAUUUCUGGAAUUAUAGUUUUAUCGGAGCACAGUGUCAUUUUCUGUUUGUCCCUCUUCGCUUUUGUUAAAUCCGUCUUGGGUGAGAAUGUGCUGUACGGUUACGUUGAGAAAAGUUCACCUCCGGAAAGCGAAGUUGUGGGAGCUUUUGCAUCUGUCCGGGGAGUCUGUCCAGGUGUCCCGCUUGAGUCGGCUCUAACUCUUGAUUUGGAGGGUGACGCCGCCCCUUACUUUUCUUUACUAUACGAUGAAGAAAAAGGAGAGAUUUUUCUGAAAACUGCAAAGCCGUUAUACAGAGAGCCGCAGUCAGCUUACACUGUGAACGCUCGAGUUACUUCCAAGACCUGUAACCAGACCUUACUGGUAAACGUCAGAGUGCUCUCCAAAUAUGCAAGAACGCCUUUCUUUAUCGCAGACAGACUAACUGUAAAGGUGAAUGAGCUUCUCCCAAUUGGAUCGGAACUGGCCAGACUGAAGGCACGCGCCGGUCAAAAUGCAACUCUUGUUUAUUAUGCAUCACCUGAAAAUCCACUCCUCUUCGUCGUUCCGAAAACCGGCCAAAUUAUACUCGUUGGCUCCCUCUUAGAUUCAAAAUAUAUAAAUCUUACCGUAUUUGCCAAGUGCACUGGACAUCCUGAAUUGCAAAGCGACCCUGCCCUGAUCCAGAUUCACGUUGAAAAAUACAAUUCGAGUGAAAGAAUUCCCAAUAAAAGGCCGUCUAGAAUGGUGACUGACGACAUUUUCUAUACUGUAAAUAUUUCUGACGAUGCAAAAAUUGGCGAUGUCAUCUUCACAGUGCCGGGUCUCGAAUUUGCCAGAAUGACAAUUGAGGCGAUUUCUGAAGAUGACUGCCUGGUGCACAUCGAGAGAGACACCGGGAGAGUUUACUUGGCAAAGACGCUUAAAGGAAGCGCCGACGUUGUUGUAAAAGUGCACGAUUUGCAAGGAAAGAAGUGGCACUUUUGCCAUCUGAGUCUAAUAGCGCCUGGAAUGUCCAGCCUGGAAUGGACAAUGUACCCCUUCCCUUACUUGGCAGCCGUAUCCCUGAAUGCCACAAAAGGCACCACCAUUUAUCAUCUUUCUGUGCGGCAUCGGGGAAAUGGUGGAUUUACAGCAACAAUGGAAUAUUUUCUUAUUGAAGGUGGUAGUGGCUUGUUUGAAGUUGACAAAGUAACAGGGGAAAUAAGAACAACUGGGAAGACUCUUGUGCUCCACACUGAACAUGUCCUCACAGUACAAGCUGUUGAAGAACUGGGCAGGCAAGAUCACUAUGCAUCUGUCUCUAUCCUAGUUGGUUCCAGACCUCCACAGUUCACUAACUCAUCCUACACUGUGUUCAUUUCUGAAAAUACUGCUUCAGGGAAAGUAGUGGCAAUUGUGGAGGCAGUUUCAUUCCAAAAUCAGCCUUUGCUGUACUACCUGCUCACAAAUCCCAGUAGUCUAUUCAGCAUGAACCAGGAAACAGGAGAGCUAAGUGUGCUGCACAGUGUGGACUAUGAGAGUGAACAUCACUUAUAUCACCUUCUGAUACAAGCACAAGAACUGGGAACUAGCCUGAAUAGCGUCACAGAGCUUGUUUUGAACAUCAAUGAUGAAAAUGACUGCACUCCAGAGUUUCAGCACUCUAUCUACAGUCGGGACAACAUCCCUGAAACCGUUCCCUUAGGCACCUCUUUAUUAAACGUGUAUGCAAAAGAUUGUGACAGUGGGCCGAAUGCUGAAUUAUCUUACUUUAUCAACAACUUUGACUUUGACAUCACCAACCAAGGCGUUAUCAGCCCAAGGAAGCAGUUGAAUUAUGAGCGGCUCAACCAUAUGUAUGAAUUUGUAGUGAUGGCGACAGAUAAAGGAUACCCACCAAGAACUGGAACAGCCUCUGUUCGCAUCCAUAUGUCCAAUUGCAAUGAUGAAGCACCUGUGUUCUCACAAGCCAUCUACAAGACCUUCCUCUCAGAAGAUGCUGGUCCGGACUCCUUUGUAGCCAUUGUCCAUGCUAAAGAUCUUGAUGGAGAUUAUGUUUCAUAUGCAAUUGCUGAAGGCAAUGAUGAUGGGAACUUUGAGAUGGACAGUCAUAGAGGUAUCAUCAAACUGUGCAAAAAUCCCUCACCAAGACUACGAGGCCCCCAGUAUGUGCUAAACAUUUCUGCUAUGGAUGACAAUGCAUCUGGAGGACCACAGGCUUUAUUUAGCUUUGCCCAGGUCAUAGUGGGGAUCUAUGACAUAAAUAACAACAAACCAGAUUUCCAUAAGUGCUCGUCGUACAGUGAGAAUAUAUUAGUCCUGGAAAACCAGCCUCCGGGGACAUUUAUUUUACAGGUGGAGGCCCAUGAUCCUGACUUAGGCAUAAAUGGACAAGUCAAGUAUGGAAUUAUGUCUAGAGAUGGGAGUAAGUCUGGAUUUCUCAUUGAUCCAAAUACAGGAAUCAUCACUACUGCUUUAAGUUUUGAUCGAGAAAAGCAGAAAGAAUUCACUCUGUCAAUAACAGCUACUGAUUUGGCCCAAGAUCCUCUCACUGGUUUUUGUCAAAUAACCAUUAUGAUUGCUGAUGAAAAUGACAAUGACCCAAAGUUUGAGAACAACUACUACCAAUCUUUUCUCAGGGAAGAUACUCCUGUUGGAACAAGUUUUCUGCAUGCUGCAGCACAUGAUGAAGAUCUAUGGCUGAAUGCUGCCAUCACCUAUUCAUUUUCAAAUCAGCAACCUAAGUACUUCAAUAUUAGCCCUAACACAGGCUGGAUAUCUGUCAACUAUCCUAUUUCUCAGAUGUCACAAAUCACCUGCCAAAUUAUUGCUACAGAUGGAGGAAAUAGAAGCAGCACUGUGAAUCUUACUGUGACUAUUACCAGCAUCCACAAUCAGCCACCACAGUGGGAGAGUCAAGAAUACUGGGUAACUAUUCCAGAGAACAUCAUACGAGACACCAAAAUAUUGAAUUUUAGGGCUGUUUCAUAUCUAGGAGAUGGAGGUCCAGCAGUCACUUACAAUCUAGAGAAUGGUCAGGUUCCAGAGAGCAACAUGCAAGUGAGGUUUCACAUCAAAGCAAACCAGGAUGAUGGUUCAGCAUCUAUUUUUGUGGCCGAGCCCCUUGACUUUGAGACAACAAACUUCUACCGACUUCGCAUUAGGGCACAGACUGUGGCAGCAGUUCCACUAUCAUCUUUUGCAACUGUAUAUAUUACUAUUUCAGAUGUCAAUGAUAAUGUCCCCUUUUUUAUGUCUUCAAUAUUUGAGGCUGCAGUUUCAGAAGGCUCGAAAAUUGGUACAUCUAUAGCAAAAGUCUUCGCUAAAGAUCUAGACUCUGGACAACAUGGAAUGGUUAACUAUAAGAUUCUAAAGGAUGUGAAUAAAGAUUAUCUGUUGUUUGAUAUUGACAUAAAGACAGGAACCAUAUAUAUCACGGCCUCUCUUGAUAGAGAACAAAAAGAAACAUACCUAAUUGAACUUCAGUCUCAAGAUAACUCAGAAUCAUCUCGAACAGGACUGCAUGGAGAGCCUAACACAGACACAGCAUAUCUCAGAAUCUUUGUCACAGACGUUAAUGACAAUACCCCAGUUUUUCCUCAGUCUGUUUAUGAAGUUAGCCUGGGAGAAGAUGAAGAUGUUGGAUAUGUUGUCAUUACAGUUACAGCCAAUGAUGAAGAUGAAGGAGCAAAUGCCAAAAUAUGGUACCAUAUUACAUCUGGAAAUGUAAAUGAGACAUUUGGUGUAGAGCCUGACACUGGCAUCAUUUAUAUAACUCACUGUCUAAACUAUGAACAGGAGCAACGUUAUGAAUUAAAACUAGUUGCAUCUGAUGGAAAAUGGGAGGACCAGACUCUUGUCAUCGUUAAUGUUAUAAACCGAAAUGAUGAAGUGCCUGUUUUCAACCAGAAUGAAUAUCAUGGCUCUGUGGAGGAGGAAUUAAAUGUGCUUCCUGUUUUUGUGCUGCAAGUUUCGGCUAUUGACCCUGACUGGGAAGCAGACCAGAGUGCCUUGCGGUACUCAUUGCAUGGACAGGGUGCUAAUAGUGAGUUCACCAUUGAGGAGAUGACUGGAAGGAUUUAUGCUGAGAAGAAACUUGACAGAGAAAAACAUUCAGUUUGGCACUUUCUAGUUCUUGCUACUGAUGAGAAUGGGGAAGGACUAACAGGCUUUGCAGAUGUAAUUGUGGAAGUACAAGAUGUUAAUGACAACCCUCCAAGGUUCCUCUGUGCUACAAAUGGGUGCUUCAUUGGUUGUGUUCCAGAAAAUUCCCCAGCAGACACUUCUAUCAUGGAAAUGAUUGCCACUGAUGUAGAUGCCCGAGAAACUGGAAAAAAUUCUGUACUAAUUUAUAAGAUUAUUCAGAAUGUGCACAAUGACGUCAAUCUUAAUCUUUUCUCAAUACACCCAUCUACAGGCACUAUUUAUAAUGUAAGGAAAACUUUGGAUAGAGAACAAAAUGACAAAUAUUUUGUUAUAGUGGAAGCAAUGGAUGGUGGAGGCCUGACUGGGACAGGAACUGCUACUAUUUUGGUUUCAGAUAUCAAUGACCAUGCUCCCAUUUUCACUCAGACAUUCUAUAUAUCUUCCAUACCAGAAACUCUAGACAUUAACAGUAAAGUUCUGGUGAUUUCGGCUACAGAUUUGGAUAUGGGAGAAAAUGCGCUGAUGACCUUUAGCAUAGUAGCUGGGGAUGACGAUCAUAGGUUUUUUAUUGAGACUGAUAAGGCUAACAAAUGUGCAGUUAUUCGACUGAAAACCAAGGUUGACUUUGAAAAGCCUCAGGAUAGACAUUUUAACAUGACUGUCAAGGUAGAAGACAUGAAUUUCUUUAGUCUUGCUUACUGUGUUAUUCAUGUAGAAGAUUCCAAUGAUAACACUCCUGACUUCUUUCCACAGUUUUAUGAUAGUGGAACUCUUCCUGAAAAUGUUUCUAUAGGUACAGUUGUCACUCAGGUUACAGCAGUUGAUUUGGAUUUUGGAUCAAAUGGACAAUUUCUGUACAGUCUUGCUCCUGAGUCUGAUCCAUUUGAUCAAUUUCUAGUUAACAAUGAGGGUUGGAUAUUAGUGGGUGAUGCCUUAGACCAUGAAAAAUGUUCCCAUCAUCGGCUUAUGGUUUAUGCUACAGACAUGGGACAUCCCCCUCUGACUGGAAGUGCUGUAGUGCUGUUAACAGUGCAAGAUAUUAAUGAUAACGGACCUGAGUUUGAAAUGUCAUAUCAGCCUGUAGUGUGGGAAAAUGAUGCAGCUCCACAAGUCAUCCCUAUGAAUGACACCUCACUACUGCUACAUGCAAAAGACAGAGACACUGUUCUUAAUGGGCCACCAUUUACUUUUCAGUUUUUGAGUGAGAGUCAAGAAAAUCAAAGUGGUUUUAAUCUUACUGAUUUAAGAAAUGGCAGUGCCUAUAUAACCGCACUUCACACUUUUGACAGAGAGGAAAAGAAGAUAUAUUACUUGCCAAUUUUAAUUACUGAUAGUGGCCAUCCACCCAUGAGCUCCACCAAUACCUUAACAAUUAUUAUAGGAGAUCGGAAUGACCAUCCUCAUAAAGCAGGACACACAGAAUUUAUUGUUUAUACCUAUGAGGGUAUUCUACCAUCUACUCAUUUGGGGCAAGUGUAUUCCCCUGACCCUGAUGACUGGGAUAUAAAAAAUUACAGAUCUGAAGGAAAUCCUUAUAGGCUCUUUUUUCUAGAUGAAAACUCUGGAUUCCUUAGUACUGUAGAAGGAACCCCUACUGGAACAUAUAAUUUAAGAGUUAAAGUGACUGAUGGGUGUUGGCCUGAUGUAGUUUCUACUGUAAAAGUAGUCAUCCAAGAACUGCCAAAAGAGGCAAUACGUAAUGCUGGAUCCUUACGAAUUACCAAUACUACAGCAGAAGAAUUCAUCUCACUCCAAGAAGGAGAAAGCAAAUAUUCAAAAUUAAAGAAUUUACUUUCAGAAACCAUUCCUGCUGAAAUUGAUAACAUUCACCUCUUCAGCAUAACAGAUGUUAAGCAGCACUAUAGAGAGGUCAAUGUGUGGUUUGCUGCUCAUGGUUCCUCCUACUACACUGCUGAGAAACUCAAUGGCAACGUUGCAGCAAAUAAAGAAAAGCUGGAGACUGCCUUGAAUAUGCACAUUUCCCAUGUUGGAAUAGAUGAGUGCAAAAACCAUAAAUGCAUCCAUAAAGCUGGGUGUUCAAGCAACGUUUCUUUCAGUAACAAACUUACUAGAGUAAGAGCCAAAAACACUUCCCUUCUGUCUAUAACAGUUUUCAGCAAAGCCCAGUGCACAUGCUCAGCACGUGAGAGACACUACCUAUCCUGUUCUUUAUAUCCUAGCAAUCCCUGCCUGAAUGGUGGCACCUGCACUGACAGUGAUCUGGGCUAUAGGUGCACAUGUCAUCCUAUGUUUGAUGGGCCUGAUUGUGAGCAGAUGCACCACACAUUCAGAGGGCAUGGCUAUGCAUGGUUCGACCCCAUUAAACUUUGUUUUGACAGCCAUAUUUCACUAGAAUUCAUUACAGAAAAUGGUAAUGGACUUCUGCUUUACAAUGGACCUGUAGGUCUCCCUAAGCCAGGGGACAAGGAAGACUUCAUUGCUCUGGAGCUGAAGAAUGGGAUACCAGCUCUGAGCAUUAGUCAUGGCCGAGGAGCCCUAAAGCUCCAGCUUUCUUCUAAAAUAAAUGUAUCAGACCAUCGAUGGCACCGAAUUGACAUCAUUAGUGAUGGGAAGACCGUGGAGUUAAUCCUGGACCAGUGUUCUGGAGUAGCACUGAAUGAAGUGGAGGAGACUCGAAUUGACAUUCUACAACCUGACCUGAUUAUUUGCAAAGCAACAGGUGUAACACCAGGAAAAGGAAGGUUCCUCAAUGUGAAUCAGCCUCUUCAGCUUGGUGGAUUGAAGCAAUCUGUACUUUUUCAAAGAACUAUGUUACAAUUUAAAGGAUUCACUGGUUGCAUAGGAAAUCUGGUUGUGGACAACAAGGUUUAUGAUUUAGGUAGCCCCGUAGAGAGCAUGGGCAGUUCUCCAGGAUGUACCCUGACUGAUCCAAUGUGCCAGGCUGCAGGAGAACCAUUGUGUGGCUUGAAUGGAAGGUGCUUAGGGCAAUGGGAAUCAUUCAGUUGUGACUGUCAUCCUGGCUACUCUGGACACAAGUGUGAAAAGCGUCUACAGGAGUGGUCAUUUGAGAAGAACAGCCAGCUCUGGUAUAGUCUGCGAGGUGCUGACAAUCCUCACAAGACUCAGGUGCAACUUCUGGCACGGACGCGAUCCCCUUCAAGUACGCUGCUCCAUAUGGCAUCCUUGGAUAACUCUGAAUAUAUCACACUUGAGGUCAAUGAAGGACACUUUGGAAUUAGAGCAGGUUUUGGGGAUGGUGAAUAUUCUCUCAGUCUGCAGGUUGUGCGCAUUGAUAAUGGUCAGUGGGUCUUCCUUAGCAUGGACCGGUAUGACAGCAGGUUCACUUUGCAGUUGGAUCAAGGUGGAGGAAUGAGGCAAAUUUCUGCAACUCUUGGUAACAAGAGAAAGACCUACAUCGGCUCCUUUAAUGUGUUCAUUGGCAAUAGUCCUUUUCGGAAUAAGGAAACACACUUUGAAGGGUGUUUAAGGGAUAUCAGAAUAAAUGGCCACUCCCUUCCUCUUGAUGAACAAAACACUGAAUUUAUUACAGUUACUGACCGAAAGGCAGUGUUCAGUGGCUGUCAUUCUGACGCGUGCAGCACUAAGCCAUGUUAUAGCCCUUUACAGUGUGUGGACAUAUGGAGGCAUCACGAGUGCAGGUGCCCAACUGGUGAAAUAACACUUUCAGAUAAUGUUUCUGGUGUGCAGCACUGUGCCCCUUCACUAUGUAGCAAGUCACCUUGCCACAAUGGAGGCAUCUGCAUUAUGGACUCUCCUGGGACAUUCAUUUGUCAUUGCAUGGAUGGCUUUAAGGGACAAUGGUGUGAGAUAAGCCUGCUAAAGUCCAGCAAAAUAGCAGCACUUAGCCCUAGCUCUAUCCUGGCCAUCAGCAUGUGCCUUCUAAUCUUCAUAGCUGUAUUAGUUGCUGUUACAGUAUGGCACCAAAAGGGAACUACUAGAAGAUUUCGGAAGAAUGUGGUUUAUCACAUUCCUACAGAAAAUGAAAGUUGGGAGAAUAUUCGGGAAAAUGUCCUUAACUACAAUGAAGAGGGAGGAGGAGAACAGGAUCAGAAUACAUAUGACAUGGAAGAACUGAAAAGGACCCAAUGUUUAUAUUGGUCCCAGUCUUCACAUGGAACAACAGUACCCCUGCUAAAGUCCAAGCAAGCCUCUCAGGGAAAAGUUCACCUUAAAGCAAUAGAAGGUUAUAACAAGAAUGUCAGCACCACUUCAGCUUCUUCUUCUGAAUUCAAAAGUCAUGUUUCCAGAGUUAUAUGGGAAGCAGACAAUGACACUGAAACUUACCCAAUGGACACCCUGCACAUAUUUUGUUUGGAAGGCUUGGCAUCCUCUGUUGGAACUCUGAGCUCACUAGAAUCAGAGUUAGGAGAAAACAGCUUCAACUACAUCUAUAUAAAUGAAUGCGGUGUCAGAUUUGACAAGCUUAGGGACCUGUAUCAGCAAAAUCAGUUUAGCCUCACUCAGCUUGAGCAGCUGGAGAUGUAGAAUUUCAUUUAGUAUUACUAUGAAAACUGAUUAUGAAAAAGCAAUCUCACAUUCUAUUACAUUUUCUGAGUAUGUAUAUAAUAAGGUUUUAUGUAAUAUUUUUACAUGACAGAAAAU
Messenger RNA from Erpetoichthys calabaricus (reedfish), 8858 nucleotides. Its product is annotated as neural-cadherin. Gene Ontology annotation, biological process: cell-cell junction assembly; calcium-dependent cell-cell adhesion; adherens junction organization. The record is from RefSeq and is a predicted model, not a curated record. The coding region runs from base 129 to 8741 and encodes 2870 amino acids. NCBI's taxonomy places the organism in Eukaryota, Metazoa, Chordata, Cladistia, Polypteriformes, Polypteridae. The transcript is spliced from 33 exons. Gene Ontology annotation, molecular function: calcium ion binding; cadherin binding. Gene Ontology annotation, cellular component: adherens junction; plasma membrane; catenin complex.